This is a messenger RNA of Boleophthalmus pectinirostris (great blue-spotted mudskipper), 8777 nucleotides long. RefSeq names its product bromodomain adjacent to zinc finger domain, 2A (gene baz2a). Gene Ontology annotation, molecular function: DNA binding; protein binding. Lineage: Eukaryota; Metazoa; Chordata; Actinopteri; Gobiiformes; Gobiidae. The record is from RefSeq and is a predicted model, not a curated record. Gene Ontology annotation, cellular component: rDNA heterochromatin.
AUGGCUUAUGGUCCACUCGGAUCUCCGCAUGGUCAUCAGAAACAGCCUUCACCCGGGUUAGGCCAGCCUCACUAUCAGAGCUGUGGACAGUAUCAGUUAAAUGGUAGACUAGAAGGCUCCCACCAGCCCCCUGGAGUAGGUCCUCCCAACAUGCCUAUGAGUGCAGGGCAGUACUGGAACAACAGCUCGCAGCAUCUUAACUUUAGCUCCCAUAACCUUUACGGGGCAUACCAGAGUCAGACCCAUCACCAGCAGCAGUCUGCACAGAGCUCCUCUUCCUCACAGCUUCACACUCAGCGCCGCCCACUCCACCCCCAGCAGCAGCACUACGGCCUCAUGCCCAAUGGGAUGCCUUACUACCAGCACCCACCGUCCCAGCACCCGCUACCCCAACCCCAGCCACCCCAGCUCCAAAACCAGGCUCAGAUUCUACCCCCUGUCGGACAGAGUUAUACUCCCCCUCGUGGCAGCUCUUUACCUGUGUCUUCACCGUCUGUGAGGUCACCAUCAUCCACUAAAGACAGUGUUUCACCUCAGAGGCCCAGCAGAGACAGAAGUCCUGACACAAACAAAGUGGGACCAUCCACUCUUAUACAAGUGCACACAGAUGGUGACAAAAUCUUCAGUGACACAGAAAAGCCAAGUCAGAAGAAUAAAGAGGACCAACCUAAAGAAGCUUCACAUACAGAAGAUUAUAUUGUGAACUCUGAAAUGCCCCCAACGCGAUCUUCUGAUAAUCCCUCCCCAAAGAAGGAGCCAGCAACUAAAGUACCACCACCAGAGACCAGCUUUUCCCCUGUGGUUGCUUUUUCCUCUCUCCAACCCCCCCUCUCCCCAAAACCCUCUGUUCAGUCUUCAGUAGAAUCAACUUCCAAACAAACAGCUCCAUCACAAAUGUCUCCUUCUCCAACCGAUGCCCUUACACAUUCCUCCACUCCUUUUAGCUCUGUUCUCGGUGGCAGAAUUGAAACAAUUGAUGAAGCACCAACAACUAUGUCCUUAGAUUCUUCCAACACUGUCACUGGAUCAUCUCCAGGUAGAUCAUUUUUUUCCCCAGUGUUACAACAAGCUCAAGGUACCUCUGGUUCGCAGGUGUCCAAUCCAGCUAGCUCCUCUUCUUUAGGUGUAACAUCCUUGUCAACUCUUCCAACAAACCCACAAGGUUCUACAGUUCCUCAGAAGACUGCAUGCUUCCCAGAUUCCAUAGACGGUAUGCAUGAGAAAUUCCCAUCUCAGACUUCUGCUGAUUCAUCUAUCUCUGUUAUUUCACGCGUAGAAGGACCCUCUACAUUAGCACAAGCCAAGGGAACAUCUCUGCAGUAUGACGUAGCAAACGCACCUCCACAUCCACCCCCCAGUUUAGUUAGUGCUAUGCCAGUGUCUCCAACUGAAACACAUAGAAUUUCUUCAGCAGGAAAUGAUAGCUCUACAGCCCGACCUCUGUCCGCCCUACCUCGUUUAACCACUCAAGCCUCCAGGACUGCAACAGUGUCCGCUCCAGUUGACUCUGUGUCUGUACCUCACACGAAGGGUACCACAUCUGGACUGAUUCAAAGUUUCGAGUCUCACAAUGCAACUCCGACCCAAUUUCACCACCAUGAAGACAGGCUAGAGCUGGUAACUUCAGAUGGCUUGCAUGAUAGAAACAUCUCACACUUAGAUGCAACUGCACAAAGAAUAACAUAUAAUUUCAAAACUUCUGAGAAACCUGAUCUUCCAGUACAGCAUUUGCCGCCGAUUAUCUCUCCUGUUCACAAACCCCACGACGGGCAAACCUCAAUUGACCACAUGCAAAGAGCUUUUGGGUCCGAACGCUCCGCAGUUAUUCAAGGUCGACUUCCUCAUAGCUCAAGGAUUUCAUAUAUGUCCAAUGAAGGUUCAUAUUUAGACAGCUCAUACUUAGAAGACACAAAGAACACCUCCCUUCUUGACACCUCCGAUGACCUGUCUUCUGCUUAUAACACAAGAGACAAUAGCUUCUCAGCCAAUGAAACAAGGGAUCAUACUUUUGUCUCCACUGCAGGGGAGACCUCUCAGAGUUUCCUUGGAGCAGAGUCCUCUUUAAACAGUACCUCACAAAUGGAAGAGCCCUCUAUUGGGUCGACUGAUGUGUCCAUGUCACACUCGUAUAUGUCAUCGCAGUCAGGUCAUCAAGGUUACGUAGACCAGUGGAAUCUUGAUGGACAUGAUACUCCAGACUCCUGUGGGCGCUCCCGCAUCAAGCCCUUUGGGAUCAUGACACCGCCUAGUUUCAGGAUGAGAGAUGGGUUCAUGGCUUUCAGUACCCCAGCAGAUGGCCCUGCCCACAACCUAAUGCACGGUCAGAUGAAAAGCCCAGGGAAACCACGGAAACCUCGCACCCCAAAAGGUAUGUCUACACAAACUCCAGAUUCACAAAUUCCAGAGCAGGCACAGCGUAAGCCUAGUCGAACACCCAAAACAAAAACAAGUGAUGAAAGUGAAAACCAGCAGGACGGUGCCAAGCCGAAGAUUUCCAGAAAGAGGAAAAAGAAAGAAACAGCCGAAGAUGAAUCUGGGGCUCCUUCUGUGUUGAGCUUGGAGGAGCUAGAUUCAAUCUCUGCCACUAUCGACGCGGUCCUGGCCAAUGUCGCCAGCCUUUGCACUGAUGUUGAUAAACCCAAGAAAAAAAGACGCAAGAAACAACAGCUACAAGAGGGUGGUGUUGCAGAGGAGGGGGCUAAACCAGGGGCUGAAACCACAGCUGAAAUUGGCGAGGACCAUGAAGAUGAUGGCUCUACUGCAGGAGACUCGAGUAAGCGUAGGGUUGCAUCAGAGGAACAGGUUCAAUUUCCUCUUCAACAUGGUUGGCGGCGAGAGAUUAGAGUUAGGAAAGUAGACAAUCGUCUGCGGGGUGAAACUUGGUAUUACACGCCAUGUGGGAGGAGGAUGAAGCAAUUCCCUGAGAUAAUCAAGUAUUUGAAGAAACACCAGGACAGCGUGGUGAGCAGAGAGCAUUUCAGCUUUAGUCCUCGUAUGCCAGUGGGAGACUUCUAUGAGGAGAGAGAAACUCCUGAAGGUGUGAAGUGGGAGCUCUUGGCUAAUGAGGAAGUGCCCUCUACCAUCAUGGCUAUCACUGGUCGCCGUGGUCGCCCUCCAAACCCUGAUAAAGAAAAACGCAAAUCCACCGAUGGGCCACCCCGUCGCCCUGGGAGACCUCCUAAACCCAAGAUGAUCGACUUUCUCAGCAAAGCUGACGCCAAACUACUCACACAACUUGAGGCCAAGGAUACUCUAACUGAUGAGGAUAAGAAAACAAUUGCCAAAAUCAAAAAGAAGAUGAAAAGAAAGGCCAGAAUGAAGAGAAAGCAGGAUGCCAAGGUCAAAAAAAUGAAAGAAGAAAAGAAGAAAGCAAAGCUUGAACAAGAGGCCUCAGGCGCUGAAGGGAAGCCUGUGGCUACAGACCAAAGCUUGAGUGGGUCUGCAGAGCCAAAGAAGCGUGGUCGUAGGAGGUCUGUGAAGGUUGAGCCUCCUGUAGCUCAGCUGACGGAUGAGGAGAGGAUUGCGCAGGGCAAAAGGGUGCUGGGGGCGCGCAGCAAAGCCAAGGCCUUGGCCAAAGCCCAGGCAGAAGCAGAGGCAGCCGCUCAGGCUGCUCAGGCCGCUAAGAGGGCAGCAGAAAGGAGAGCUCUUGCCCAAAAACGCUUAGAAGAGCGCAGAAGGCAGCAGAUGAUCGCAGAAGAGCUGAAGAAACCAGCAGAGGACAUGUGUCUUAUUGACCACAAGCCUUUGCCAGAGUUGUCCCGCAUUCCUGGUAUGGUUCUCUCGGGCUCUUCUUUUGCUCACUGUCUGUCUGCAGUGGAGUUUCUUCAUGCCUAUGGAAAACUGUUAGGUCUGAACAUUCCUAAGGAUGUGCCCAGCCUGGCCACGCUGCAGGAGGGUCUGCUGGGGUUAGGAGACAGUCAGGGAGAGCUCCAGGACCUUUUGAUCAAACUUUUAGAGGUGGGACUCCAGGACCCGGGUCUGCCUUCCCAUUAUCAGUCUGUUAAGAUUCUUGGAGACAAGUUGGUGGAUGUGGAGUUGACCCGCAGCACAGUGUCUGAAGUGCUGCGUAUCUUUAUAGAAGCUCACGGAUAUGACCCAGAAGUGUGCGACACUUUAAGGACCAAAACAUUUCAAGCUCUGCCUCCGGACACUAAGGCUUCUAUCUUGGGCUUUGUGGUGGAUGCCCUGAAUGGCAGCAACAUUGUCAUUAAUGAUAUUGACAAUACAUUAGAGAAUAUGUCCAACUACCGAAAGAACAAAUGGAUAAUAGAGGGGAAAAUACGCAGACUGAAGGUGGAGCUAGCGCGGCGCACAGGUCGCUCUGAGGAGGAGCUGUGUUAUGAGGACAGAAGGCGCAGUGCUCGAGUGGCAGAAGAAGAGACCUCCUGUUUAGAGCAGACUGGGAGGGGCCGUCGCAAAAGGCACAAGGAAGAGCCCAAAUUUAGUGAUGGUGAAAGUCCCACCAAUGCCAGCAUUCCAGAGCUGGAAAGACAAAUUGAUAAACUCACUAAGCGUCAAGUGUUUUUCCGUAAAAAGCUGCUGCAGUCGUCUCAGUCCAUGAGAGCCAUUCUUCUGGGCCAGGACCGCUACAGGCGCAGAUACAUUGCUCUGCCCAACCUCGGCAUGGUUCUAGUGGAAGGCCCAGAAGAGAUCUUAUCUUCAGAUGAAGUGCUUGUAGCUGAGGUUCCUGUGACCUUCCUCAAAAAGGAGCCCAAAAAAGAGUUAAAAACCGAAGAGACCGCAGUGCCUACUACUCCCCCCUCUGUGUCCUUUCCGUCCCAGGCGGCAAAGGCACUGUCCCCAGGCGAGGACCCCCUACCUGGGACUGCGUCUCUCAUGAGCCAGCCUCGAGGCCGCGGGCGCCCCAGAAAGAUCAAGCCUGAGGUGGAGCUGCACCUGCGAACAGCCAAGAGCCGACGACGACGACGCAGCAGCGCUCGCUCAGGGGCAGAGGAGGGGCCAGGGUCCCCUCACAGUGACCUCACUCAGGCUGCCCUGAGGCUCAGCCAGCCCCACGAUGCUCUGUCCAAUGGCACCACAGCAGAGUCUGAGGAGAGUGUGAAAGAGAUGGCCGAGAAGCAGGGCCAGUGGUUUAACCUGCUGCCCAAAGAGCCCUGUGAUGACAAGUCUCCGAGUGACACCGAUGGACCCGCCUCACCUCAGUCUCCCCCAAAACUCUCCCCACAAGUCCCCCAGAAUGACCUGUCGUCUUCAUCACCGCCUCCUGCCCCGUCUGAUCUACAGAGUGAUUCUCCACCUCUGCCGGAUCCUGAGUCAUGUCCUCCAUUGGAAUUGGGUCCAACUGAACCAAAGGCAGUGGCUCCAGCAUCUGUCCCUCCCUCCUCUCCUCUUACCCCAGCCCCUAGCCCUCACCCUGCCCCUGUCUCCACUGCAGCUGAAGCAGAGCCAGAGCAAGCCUCAGACUGUCCUCCUGUCCUGGAGAGCUGCCCACCGGCUCCCCCCGGCCCAAAGCCCAGCCCCCACACACCCGGCCGACCAGGGCGCAGGCGACGCAGGGGCAGUCGAGGCAGCAGCCCAGCCCGAAGAGGAGCCAGAGGAGCAGCUGCGCGCCGCAGAGGACGCCCCCCCACAGCCAUGUUCCAGGAGCUCGAACAACAGUACUUUACUCAGAUGGUGGUCAGGCCUAUCCCUAUAUCGAUGGUGCGUGGUUGGUGGUGGAUAAAAACCUCAGAGGAGUUGUACAGCACCUUACAGGCCCUGCACCCGCGUGGUGUCAGAGAGAGGGUGCUACACAAGCACCUCGCCAAGCACAUGGAGAGCCUAUCCGAAAUGUGCACCAGACCCAUCAGUGAUCCACUGUUUGAUAUGAAGGUGGAACAGAAGGACAACCUGUUGGAGGCAUUGCAGCAGCCCUGGCAAGUGCAGGAGAGGGCCAUGGAGUCGGACCUGAAUGCCCUCAAGUGGGUGGAGGAGCUGGAGCAACGCGUAUUCACAGCUGAUCUGCACCUCCGGGCACCACCACAGAGUGCUUUGAAUGACACUGACACUAGCGCAGACACACCAGUACCAGAGUUUCAGCCGUACACAGUUCCAGAGCCAGACUCGACUCGGGAUGACCUGCAGUAUUAUGAGCAUGAUGCUGAACCGAAGGAUGACUGGACAAUCCGCACAAAGAAGGAGUGGUCUGGACUGCCCCGGAUCCCCACACACCCUUUGGACCUUGCUGUGCUGCGACUCACCAACCUUGAACGCAACAUUGAGCGCCGCUACCUCAAAGAACCGCUGUGGAAUCCAUCUGAAGUGAUCCGCCUCGCGCCUCUCACCCCCACCCCCGGAGAGGAGCAGCCCAUGGACGUUUUCAGUUUGGAGAAUGAGAUCACCUCUCGGUUACGUACUUGGCGUCAGGCUCUGGACAGGUGUCGCAGCGCUCCUCAGGUCUGCCUCUGUCUGCUUCAGCUGGAGAAGGCCAUUGCUUGGGAAAGAUCAGUCACUAAAGUGAAUUGCCAAGUUUGUCGUAAAGGAGACAAUGACGACUGCCUUUUGUUGUGUGAUGGUUGUGACCGUGGCUGCCACAUGUACUGUCUGCGACCCAAAAUGACCCAAGUACCAGAGGGCGACUGGUUCUGUCCUACCUGCGUAGCUAAGAAUGUAGAGUGUGAACCCAACAGCCGCUCAUGCAAAAAGCGCACACGUGUGAAGAAGAGGAGAUAUGAAGAUGACAGUUCAGAGGAUGAAGCAACAACGCGACGGAGUGUUGGCAUGGCAACGCGACACAAGGAACCAGCUCCAAACCAGACCUCGCCACGUCCCUCCGCAGAUACAGGGUCUGCUAAGCGCAGACGUAUGGUGACCCGCAACCAGCCCGACCUCACAUUCUGCGAGAUCAUCCUGAUGGAGAUGGAGGCUCACGCAGAUGCCUGGCCCUUUCUGGAGCCUGUGAACCCACGGCUGGUGCCUGGAUACCGCCGCAUCAUCAAAAACCCCAUGGACUUCCUCACCAUGAGAGAGCGGCUGUUGCAAGGAGGGUACUGCAGCUGUGAGGACUUUGCUGCAGAUGCUCAGCUUGUCUUUAAUAACUGUGAGCUCUUCAACGAGGACACGUCCGAGGUGGGAAUGGCCGGACAUUCCAUGAGGAAGUUCUUUGAAAGCCGCUGGGCGGAGUUUUACUCAAAUAAGGACAAAUAAGGACUUCCUCUUGAGGCUUGCAGACUGUUGGUGCUUUUCACUUCCCUUACACUCUGCAUUAUGAUAGACUGGAGCUGUUCAGCUGCGUGUACUCGAUGUAUAGGUCUAAGUGUAUAGAUUUUGGCUUUUGUCUGUUAUUAUUGCCUGUGAUGGCCUCACUUUAAGGCUCUAAAGAUGAACUGGACUCAUUCCCCUCCACGGCUUCUCCAUGUUAUGUUAGCAUCAUGGUGCGUUUGGUCCCACCCUUUUUCACUGACGAGGGUCAAAUGUCGUCUUUGGAGAAUCUUGUUUUAACUCUGAAAAACCUCGGCAACAGACUUGACAAACCUCACAGACACUGGGCCUUGUUUUAACCUGUUCAAUGGCAAUGUAAUGUAAUGUGGUUUUAUGCAUAGAAGUAAUUUCUUUUGCUCAAUAUAUUUUUAUUAUAUAUUCUAUAUAUAAAUCUAUAUACAAAAAAACAAUAGCUGGGAUUAUUUAAUAGCAAUAGCUUGUAGUGGACGUGUACAGACUACCUUUAUAGAAAUGUCUAGACAUCUUACAAAAUGGCCAGUUAAAGAAAACUGUUGUUGGACUGUCACGAGUAGAUGUUGUAACCUCUACUUAAGUCUUGUGCACAAAAACACAUGUACACUAUUUAACCACAUGCACAAAAUCACACUCUCCCAGCGGAAAAUGUGUGAAAAACACUGUUUUUAAGUGGAGGACGGAGAGCAGGUCUGGUCUUUAGACUGAGAAGUUGGUUUAACACUUGUUGCAUCUGUUACACUGCAAAAAAGAAGUGAGGAGUUUUUACUAGUUUAGGUUUAUUUACUUUAUGUCUAGAUUUUGUUACUUUUCUCAAAUAAAUUUAACUGAUUUUAACCAAAUGUGAAUUAAAAUUGUCUGCAAGUGUAGUAAGAUUGUUUUUAUCUUUGCUUGAUUACUGUACUUCUUAUCUUUAAAAUAACAAUAAUAAAUUGAAACCACUUAAUUGAUUUUGUUUUUAUGGAAUUCUAUCCUCAGUUAUAAAACCAAAACUAGUCAAAACUACUCCCAUGGUUAAGUCUUUUUUGCAGUGUAGUUUUAAAAAUAAGACCAACUAAACAUGAAACUUGAGCUUGUUCAAUGAAGCUAAAAAAUAUCUAACUUGACUUGUUGAAAUGCUAGGUAUACUCCUGCCUGGUUCUGUCUUACAUUCCUUUAUUGGUUCUCUCUCUCCUUACCUCUUUCCUCAUCCCUCUUUUUCUGCCAUUGAGAGCCUCUUGUACCUGUUGCAUGGUUGGUGUACUCUUCAUGACACCACCAAAAGCUUCACAAUUUUAUUUAAAACCUUUCUUUUCUUACACUGAAUGCUAUUUCACUGAUAAAAAUUGAACCUGGAUGUUCCUUGCCACAUUUAAGGGACAUAGUGAUUUUUUUUUUUUUUUUUUUUUUUUCAAAAGAGAGAAAAAAAGACAAAAACCAAAUGUGGUGUUAAGUGACUUUUUAAUAAUGUACAGUUUUGGUGACUUUAAAUUUGUUCCUUUAUAUUUUUAGGACCAAUCCAUCAUUUAUAAGAGGAGGUAUUACAAGACAAUGUUGUAUCAAGGUAAUGUAAUGUGUGCAUCUGUAGAAUGUCAUGUGAGUUGAAUAAAAACCACAACAAUAGA